This is a messenger RNA of Bombina bombina (fire-bellied toad), 8208 nucleotides long. RefSeq names its product major facilitator superfamily domain containing 10 (gene SLC75A1). Gene Ontology annotation, molecular function: transmembrane transporter activity. The record is from RefSeq and is a predicted model, not a curated record. Lineage: Eukaryota; Metazoa; Chordata; Amphibia; Anura; Bombinatoridae. Gene Ontology annotation, cellular component: brush border membrane. Gene Ontology annotation, biological process: transmembrane transport.
CAAGACCUGUGAGAAGCUGCAGGAAGAGGAGCUGGAGUCAAGAGGGACCGGAGGAGGAGGCAAGGAUCAAGCACAAAACUAUGGAGACUGAUACAGCAGCUGACCAGAGAUCUCACAGAGUCAUAACAGUGGUCUUUUUAGCAUUACUGAUUGAUCUAUUAGGAUUCACAUUGAUCCUUCCGCUCUUCCCAUCUAUACUGGAACACUACAGCAAGACAAAUGACAACCUUUAUCAGACAUUGCAACAGACAGUUGAUUGGUUUGCUUCAUCUGUGGGCGUGCCCGAGAGAAAAUAUAACAGCGUAUUGUUUGGAGGACUGAUUGGCUCCAUCUUCUCCCUACUGCAGUUUAUUAGUUCUCCGCUCACAGGCGCAGCCUCUGAUUACAUAGGAAGAAGGAGAGCGCUCAUGAUAACAGUGCUGGGUUUAAUUGCUUCCUAUGCGUUAUGGGCCAUCUCCAGGAGUUUUGGGAUUUUCCUCUUGUCUCGUGUUAUUGGAGGAUUAAGCAAAGGGAACGUUAGCUUAUGUACGGCUAUAAUCGCAGAUCUACCUUCCUUAAAAACACGGAGUAAAGGAAUGGCAAUGAUCGGAGUUGCCUUCUCUCUGGGAUUCACGGUAGGCCCCAUGAUCGGCGCUUAUUUUGCAAUGAACACAGCCAAUGGGGAACUGUUCUAUAUCCGCCCAGCUUUACUUGCACUAAUCCUCUCAGUUGCUGAUUUGAUAUUCAUCUUCCUUCUUCUUCCAGAGACCCUUCCUAAGGAGACCAGGGUCUCAUCGGUUACAGCUGGAUUUCAAGUCGCUUCAGACCUGCUGAGUCCAGUUUGCUUAUUUCAGUUUUCAGCUGUUACAAGGAGAAAGGACCCCCCCUCUGUUCAAAGUAUUCAGGACCUGCGUUUACUGGGGCUGGUAUAUUUCCUGUACCUCUUCCUGUUUUCUGGCCUGGAGUACACCAUCAGUUUUCUCACUCAUCAGCGUUUCCAGUUUAACAGCAUGCAACAGGGGAAAAUGUUUUUUUUCAUUGGAAUCAUAAUGGCCCUAAUCCAGGGAGGUUACGCUCGCAGAAUCAAGCCAGGAAAUGAAAUCAAAGCCGUGAAACGGGCAAUCAUUCUGCUGAUUCCAGCGUUCUUGCUGAUUGGGUGGGCGAGUAACCUGACCAUGCUGAGCUUAGGACUUCUUCUUUAUUCUUUCGCUGCUGCCAUCGUUGUGCCUUGUUUAUCCUCUUUGGUAUCAGCCUACGGGUCAGCGAGUCAGAAAGGAACCGUCAUGGGAAUUCUCCGCAGUUUGGGAGCCCUUGCAAGAGCUGUAGGCCCAGUCUUAUCAGCAACAUUAUACUGGCUACUAGGGGCAGAAGUCUGCUUUACCAUCUGUGCGGCUUCAUUUCUGAUCCCAUUGCUAUUUCUACGAGAGAUAAAGAAUCAUACAAAAGAAGAGUGAUAGAUCCUGAGGACUUCAACUGUUACAAACAUUUUUCUAUACCUCAUACCAAAUAAUGACAACCAAACAAUCUCUGUCUUAAUAUAUCAAAUGUUCAGUAAUGUUUGCUAGAAGCAUCAUCUCAGGGCUUUGGAAGAUAGAAUCCAUAACUCAACAAUAGAGUGGGUAAAUAGAAAUCUGAAAACCCUCUAGAUGAAUAUGAACUACCUAGGAGCACAUUUAUGUGUAUUACUAGACACGCCCAGCAAUAUGUCCCGAUAUAACCACCAGGAAUGCUGGGUAAUAGCAUUAAAAUCAGCAGUAAUAUUGCAUCACUGUAAAACUGAACUUGUUGUAUAUAUUCGUUAAAGACAUUUUCUUUAAAAACAUUGGAUUGAAUGUAUAAAGAAAAACAAUAUUCUGUUGUAUAACCAGUUUUCCAUGGGACUUCUACUCACUGAACAACAAUCGAUAAAUAUUUUCUCAAGGUCUAAUGUUAGCUUGAUUGUUUCAGAAUCUAAUGUAAAGUAAACAGAAUGGGUAUUGUUGCAGAUAUGUUCAUUUACAUCACCACCUAACAGACAUUAAACUAAAAAAAUUUAGCACUUUAGCACAAAUAUUGUACAAGAAUUCAAGAAUGUCUGAGAUAUGUAUAAGGCUAUCAAGGAAUUAGUUCAGCUUACAUUUUAGCAGGAAGUCCACGCAGACUUGAUGGGGCCUAUGGUUCUUAAAAGCACAUUAAACUGCUGUGUAGGGAUACAACAGAAUGGUUACUUCACCCAAUGUUAUUGUUUUUCAUCCUGUGCCUGCAUCUCUCUAUAAAGCUAUUUAGUUACAGGUGCCAGUUAGCAAAGCUCCUAAUCUUUACCGUGGGUGCCGCCAUCUUGGAACUUAUGUAUUCUUACUGGCUGUGGCAGAAACACUGCAUAAUACAGAGCAGUACAUAGUAACAUAGUAGAUGAGGUUAGAAGAAGACUGAAGUCCAUCGAGUUCAACCUAUACAGAGGAUACCUGAUUUACACUAAAGAAGCUGACAAUUGAACUUAAAGUAAACAAUUAGAAAGCCGUCCUAUUUAACACAAAGCAAUCAUUUCCCUGAAAUCUGUUUUUAGACAGAAAUGUAUCUAAGCCAUUUUUAAAUGUAUCUAAGAUAUUGGCAGUCACUACUUCCUUAGGCAGGAUGUUCCACAGUUUGAUUGCUCGUAUAAACCGUUUUUUGUUGCUGGAGAUUAAAUCUCCUCCAGUCUUAAAUUGUCACAAACAACUUUCUCAGAAUAAACAGGUCUUCCGGUAACUCUGUAAAUAGGCCUUUAAUAUAUUUAUAUAAAUUAAUCAUAUAACCUCUCAAGCCUUUUUUCUAGAGUAGACAGACCAAAUUUGGGUAACUUCUCUUCAUAGUUUAAAUCCUCCAUUCACCUUAUUAGCUUUGUGGCCCUUCUCUGAACUUUUUCUAAUUCUGCUAUGUCCCUUUUUAAAAUGGCUCCCCAGGGGCAAGAUUACAUAUGCGGCGUUGCCUGCAAAAGCCGGCGACGCUGGUUUUUACACAGUUUUGGUAUCACAUAUACAGCGCCGCAUAUAAAUGUAUAUUUUACCCGUCGGCCACAAUUUUUACUUCCAUAAGCUAACAUAGAACCGCAACGCAAAUCCGUAUAACAUAUUCAGCGCAAGGACUUGGAGAAAUUUUACUCCAUUUUUACCUCGCCACACAUAGGCAGACGCAGCAAGACGUGCGCUGAGUAUGUGAGCACCGUAACCCCCUGAAAAUAGUAACUUACCCCCAACCCCUACAGCAAUAACUAAUAAACUAUAUUAACCCCUUAACCGCCAAUCCUCACAUUGCAAAACAUCUAAUUUAUUAACCCCAAUCCACCAACCCCCCACAACGCAAUAUACCUUAAUAAACUAUUAACCCCUAAUCUGCCAUUCACCCAUAUCGCAAAGUACCUAUUAAAACUAUAAACCCCUAAACUGCCAUUCCCCACCAAUGCAAUAAACUUAAUUAACCUAUUAACCCCUAAUCCGCCAAACCCCAACAAUGCAAAUAACUAAUUAAAUUACUAAGCCCCCUAACCUAACACCCCCUAACCUGAUUUGAACAGCCAAUAGGAUUUCAGUAGCUCUCAUCCUGUUGGCUGAUUUGAAUUUGAAGACUCAAAUCAACCAAUAGGAAUGCAAGGUACCCCAUAUUAAGGUACCCCAUAUUUAAACGCGUACCUUGAAUUCAAUCCUCAAUGUGCUGUGGUGAUUGUACGAAGAGGAUCUCCACGCUCCAUGGCUCCGCGGUCACCGCCGUCACCUGUCUUGUUCCAUGCCGGCUUCUUCCUGGAAGAAGAUCGAAGAUAUCGCCGCUUGGAAGAAGACUUCACCGCCGGACUUCAGGAACCGUGAGUACCUAUCUGGGGUUAGACUUAGGCUUUUUUUUUUUUUUUUUUUUUUUUUUUUAGAUUAGGGAUUUAAUGGGCCUUUGAAAAAGAGCUGAAUAUCCUUUUAAGGGCAGUAAAAGAGCUGAAUGCCCUUUUAAGGACAAUGCCCAUACAAAUGCCCCUUUAGGGGCAAUGGGUAUUUUAGGAUUUUUUUAGUGUUAGGUUUUUUUUGGGGGGGGGGUUUGGUGGGUGGGGGGUUUUACUGUUAGAGGGGGGACUUAUUUUUUUUUAAGGUAAAAGAGCUGUUUAAUUUUAGGGCAAUGCCCUACAAAAGGCCCCUUUAAGGGCUAUUGGUAAUUUAGCAUUAGAUUAGAGGGUGUUUUUAUUUUGGGGGGCUUUUUUAUUUUCAUAGGGAUUAGGUUUAAUUUUUUUUAUUUUUGAUAAUUUGGUUUAUUAUUUUAUGUAAUGUUAGAAUUUUUUAUUUUUUGUAAUCUUAGAUUAAUUUAAUCUUCGUUUUUUUAUUUUUAAGUAAUGUUAGCUUUUUUAUUUUAAUUGUUUGUAACUUAGUAUUUUUUAAUUGAGGUAAUUGGGGUUAAUUUAGUGGGUGUUAGGUUAGGGGGCUUCGCAAUUGAAUUAGUUAUUUGCGUUGUGGGGGUUUGGCGGUUUAGAAGUUAAUAGUUUUAUUAGGAAUAUUGCGUUGUUUGGGUUUGGUGGAUUAGGGGUUAAUAGAUUUAUAAGGUUUGUUGCGAUGUGGGUUAAUGGCGUAUUAUCAGCUGUUGGUGGGGUGUGGUGCUCAAUGCGCAUGCGCAAGAGGCCCAACCUCCUCCAAACAUUUGUUUAAGGAGAUUUAGUACAUAAUGGGUCGCAGGAUUCUAUGGAACGUAAAGGGCAAUGCGCAUGCGCAUGCGCACACAGCCCUACUCCUCAGUGAUCCAUUGUGCGCCGCCAACUUGACGAAAAAGGUGUCAGUUGACUCCAAAACAUUUUGAAACUUAGGUUUGGAAUUUUGUAAUAAAGGCUAUAUUUUUCUAUUAACUCCGGUGACUGCUCCAAUAUUUUAAUCCGGUGGGGUAGGGAAGGUGAGGGUGUGUGGUGUGGGUAUCAUGACAGUAGCACUAUGCUGUCACAUUUGUCACUGUUUUUAGCUCACUCAAAUACACUCAAAGCGACCACAGUGCGCGCGAGUGAUUACGGGCCAAAUAUUUUCUCGACUCAUUAUUUACAUUACAUCAGCUGUUAGGAGGAGGUUGGGCCUCUUCCGCAUGCGCAAUGAGCGCAACACCCUUCCAGCAGCUGAGUCACGUGACCUAAAGUGACGUGGUAUACACAUUCCUAUGGGGCAUACCAUUUUCUUUAGAACACCCGGCAGUUUCUAAAGUGCCGUAAGUCACUGACGACUCCAGAAAUUUGUAUUUAUGCUCAUUUCUGGACAUCGCUAGUUUAUCCGACUUACGGUACUUUAUGAACUGCCGGUGGGAUUUAUGUGAUACUCCGAUGUCUGAGGUGAAAUUAUGGGCGACGCGGGUUUCAGCAGUUCCGCUGAAGCUUGCGCCGCAUAUGUAAUCUCACCCCAGAACUGCACUCUAUACUCAAGAUGAGGUCAUACCAGGGAUUUAUAUAUAUGUCAGAAUUAUACUUUCUUCCCUUGUAUUUAUGCCUCUUUUAAUACAUGUAAGUAUCUUAUUAGCCUUAUAAGCUGCUGUAUUGAGCACUCUGCAAAACAGAGGAGGAAAAGGAUUUAGGUGUACUUAUAGAUAACAAGCUAAAUCUAGUGCCAUUUAAAGGACCAGUCAACACAGUUGAUUUGCAUAAUCAACAAAUGCAUGAUAACAAGACAAUGCAAUAGCACUUAGUCUGAACUUCAAAUGAGUAGUAGAUUUUUUUCUGACAAUUUUAAAAGUUAUGUCUUUUUCCACUCCCCCUGUACUAUGUGACAGCCAUCAGCCAAUCACAAAUGCAUACACAUACCAUGUGACAGCCAUCAGCCAUUCACAAAUGCAUACACACUUAUUCUUGCACAUGCUCAGUAGGAGCUGGUGUUUUAAAAAGUUUAAAUAUAAAAAGACUGUGUACAUUUAGUUAAUGGAAGUAAAUUGGAAAGUUGAUUAAAAUGGCAUGCUCUUUCUGAAUAAUGAAAGUUUAAUUUUGAUUGAGUGUCCCUUUAAAUAAGUUGUACAUUUUAUCAGUGGCUGCUUUGCUUUUUAUUAUUCCUGAGGGCUUUGUUUAUAUUUGUAAUAAAAUGCUAUAAUGUAAAGCUUCAGCUCUCUAUUGUGUGAGCCAGUUCAAAGUGCAAAGUACUGCUGUCAAAAACCCGUCAAUGGCACUGAUAUGUGAGUGUGCGCUGCUUCUGUCACAGGUAAAACAAUACCUUCGUGCUAAGAUUGCAGCACCCAGUAUAAAAAUGUGUAUAUUCACUAACCAGCACCUACAAAAAGUUCAAAUAAAAGAACAGCUAUGAAGAGAGUUGCCGGCCACAGGAUGUAACAUAGUAACCCUGCUACUAGGGAUGUGCAUUUGGACAAGAAGAAAUAUGGCUCCAAAAAGACAGCACAUCCCUAUAGGACAUAUUGACACGUAAUCCUAUGAUGUAAUCUAAUAUAUGCCUGAUAUGGCUGUUCAGUUUGUAUCAUGUGCAUCUUUUUAAUACGAUAUUAUGAAAUUAAUCAGGCAAAUAAUGUUUCUAUUGUUUUUGGAAGAUAACGAUUUUAUGCUUGAAGUAUAUUUAAAAAAACAAAACAAAGGCCUUUUGUGAUUAUUGUCAAACCCUCAUGCUGGCUGAGCCUUCCGUGCGUAGGGUUAACACACAGCUGAUAUUUUUGUUCAGGCCGAGGAAGCAAAUGUACAAUAAAUAUAGGUUUCAGGCUGUGAUUUCUAAUAAGUAUGAAUGAUCUAUUUUGAAAGACAUGGCUAUUUUAAAUGACCAUAUCAAACACUAAUUACUGGUGAAUUAACUGUGCUACCCCCCUGUUCUGCUGGGAGGUUAUUUUUGGAGCUUCGGUAUAUUUUACAUUGCAGUAUACACCGUGAUCAGUCUGCUAGUUGUUUUAUAGCCUUUCAUACGUUUUUGGAAGUGGUCAGUAGAUAAUUGAAAUAUUGCAGAAGUAUUGAUUUUAUUUGAUUCAAGCAGGGCUUUUUUGUGGUAGUACUCACCUGUACUGAAUACCACCACCUCUGCCAACUCAUAACAGGUAAUAUUUGUAAUCGUCAUGUAAAUACUCUUGUUUUCACAAAAGGGUAUGACAAACUAUAUCAAGCAUUGUAAAUAACUUUGUCCCAUUUGCUUUUCUCAAAGUUACAGAGCACAAAGUAUCAAUCAAUUAUCAAUGAGUACCGGCACCUUUUCUUUUACAAUAAAAGCACUCGAUUCAAGGGACAGUGUACUGUAAAAUAUCCACCGUGUCCCCAAUGAUCAAUUUUACUGGCUAGAGUGUAUUUAAUUAUUGACAAAUCACUUGUUUGCCUUUAUUUUGUCAUUUUAAAUAGCUGUUUUUGACUGGUGACAAAAAAUGUCAGUAAAGCAGUAUUGGAUAUAGAAAAGCUAUGCAAACAAUCCAACAGCUCCAAGUGAGGUGAUAGGAGAGAUAGGUACUAAAUGUUAAUUUUCAAAUUUUCUCUCUAAGUAUUGGCCUUUUGUGUAUAUAGACAGAAUAUAAGGAGGCCUUUGUUUAUAAAGUGAAUGACAAUGAGGUCUCCUAUCCCUGCAAGCUCAGCCUAUUUGAAUAGUUUGCUGUCUCAAUGAGCAAAAACAGCUAAUUUAUAUACAAACACAUCUAAGGGUGGUCAUCUAAACAAUUUUACACUAUGCUGUCUCUUUCAUUGGAAUCAACAUUUUAUCUAGGAUUGUACAAACUCUGCUGUUUAUCGUGUGACACCAAUCAUCAUGGUCAAUGCAAUCAAUAUUAACAGUGUCUAUUAUUUAAUAUAUUGUUUAUUUUAUUUCCCAUUUACAUAGACUACAGUUUGUUUCUGCUAAGAAAAAUAAUUACAUAAAGACUUACAUUUUUAAUUUUCUUUUUUUUUUAUUUUAGGUUUCAAAACUUUUUUUAAUUAAACAAAAAGUACAUUGUAUUAAAACACAAAAUAGCAUCCGGAGCUAAUAUGGACAACAUAUUGUACUAUAUCUGAAACAAACACUUAUGUGUGUAGACACUUCCAUGAUACACUGUCUUAACAUAAGUGAUACCUUUUGAUAAUGUAAUUUUGUUUAUGUUCUCAUAUUUCAUGUCAUGUGGUCUUGUGUGAUGUCACCAGUGAUGUAAUUUCCUUUAACCUCUUCUGUGCUUGGGGUUUGAGGAAUUGUUCUACCCCUGGAGGUCAGACAGAUUUUCAUAAUUUUGCUGUGUAUACAUUUCUCAUAUUAUGUUUUCUGAUGCCUUUUUUAACUGUAUUUUUAUUUUUGUAUGAUGCAAUAAAAAAAAAUAUGUUUACCCCCA